Messenger RNA from Eriocheir sinensis (Chinese mitten crab), 626 nucleotides. It is a transcript of the gene LSm7, whose product is annotated as U6 snRNA-associated Sm-like protein LSm7. The transcript is spliced from 3 exons. Gene Ontology annotation, biological process: mRNA splicing, via spliceosome; nuclear-transcribed mRNA catabolic process. The record is from RefSeq and is a predicted model, not a curated record. Gene Ontology annotation, molecular function: RNA binding. NCBI's taxonomy places the organism in Eukaryota, Metazoa, Arthropoda, Malacostraca, Decapoda, Varunidae. Gene Ontology annotation, cellular component: U6 snRNP; spliceosomal tri-snRNP complex; catalytic step 2 spliceosome. The coding region runs from base 125 to 535 and encodes 136 amino acids.
GAUGUCUGGUGCCAGCAGUUUCUUUCAUGAUGCCUCGUGUGGGGGCCGAGCACGUCUGGCUGGGCCGAUUCAGCCCGCCGCCGGACUCACCGCCUGGCCACCACAACACACACACGUUUGAAGGAUGGCGUCGCAGCAGCAGCAGCCAGCGGGCGAGAGGAGGGAGGGUGGUGGCGGCGGCGGCGGCGGCGGUGGUGGCGGCGGCGGCGGUGGCGGUGGCCGUGAUGGGGAGCAGAAGGACAAGAAGAGGAAGGAAUCCAUUCUGGACCUGAGCAAAUACCUGGACAAGGCCAUUCGAGUGAAGUUCUCCGGUGGGCGGGAAGCCUCGGGCAUUCUUAAGGGGUUUGACCAGCUGCUCAACCUUGUGCUGGACAACACCAUAGAGUACCUGAGAGAUCCCGAUGACCCAUACAAGCUAACGGAAGACACCAAGGAGCGUGGGUUGGUGGUGUGUCGAGGCACAGCGGUGGUGCUGAUCUGCCCCAUGGAUGGGUGCGAGGCCAUUGCCAACCCUUUCAUCCAGCAGGACACCUAGUCACUUACCGCACUGAGGGGGCCUGGUGGGGGGGAGCAUCUUGGGAAGUGGGUUCUCAUAUUAAAUGUAUGGUUCUCAUGCAGUAACAUAU